Molecule: messenger RNA, 726 nt
Organism: Aspergillus puulaauensis
Lineage: Eukaryota; Fungi; Ascomycota; Eurotiomycetes; Eurotiales; Aspergillaceae
Gene: URA5
Product: orotate phosphoribosyltransferase
Exons: 1
Coding region: 1-726 (241 amino acids)
Biological process (GO): 'de novo' pyrimidine nucleobase biosynthetic process; pyrimidine nucleotide biosynthetic process; pyrimidine ribonucleoside biosynthetic process
Cellular component (GO): cytoplasm
Molecular function (GO): orotate phosphoribosyltransferase activity
Source: RefSeq, a predicted model, not a curated record
AUGUCGGCCCACCCAGACUACAAAGCAUCCCUGCUCCCCCUCCUCAUAUCCAACAAAGUCCUUUCUUUCGGUACCUACACCCUCAAGUCCGGCCGUGAAUCCCCCUACUUCUUCACCUCCUCUCUCCUUCACACUGCGCCCCUCCUCCGCGCCACCUCCGCCGCCUACGCGAGCGUCCUCUCUUCCCCGCCCUUCGUCACCACCACCGCUGACGGAACCAAAACACCCAACUUCGACAUUGUCUUCGGCCCAGCGUACAAAGGCAUCCCCAUCUGCGCUGCCGUAGUGAACGAAUUGGCUGUCCGUGAUGAUCUGUCCGCCUCGCCCAAGGGAACUUGGAACAACGUUAGCUACUCGUUCAACCGCAAGGAGGCCAAGGCCCACGGUGAGGGUGGGAACAUCGUUGGGGCGCCGCUGAAGGGCAAGAGGGUUGUUAUUGUCGAUGAUGUGAUUACGGCCGGGACGGCGCUGCGCGAGGCUGUUGGCAUUAUCGAGAAGGAAGGUGGUAUUGUCUCUGGUGUUGUGGUUCUCUUGGAUCGGGAGGAGAGAGUUAGUGAAGGCGAGGCGAAGAGUGCUGUUGGUGUUGCACAGAGAGAUCUGGGCGAGAAGGUUCCUGUCCGCGCUGUCAUUGGUCUUCAUGAUUUGAUUGAGAAGCUCGGUGGUGACAUUGGGGAAAAGGAGAUUCAAAGAUUGAAGGACUACCAGGCACGCUACGGUGCUCAAUAG